AUGGCACUGCUGACGAUAUCCAAUGGAGCCGCUAUUCGCGAUCCCUUCUUCGCAGGAUUCUUGGUGUUGGUCCUUGCCCUAACGGCAUCAAUUUGUCUCGGUGUCUAUCGUCGCUACCUCCAUCCCCUCUCCCAUAUCCCAGGCCCUCCCUCAGCAGCACUGAGCGGGCUAUGGCGGAACAAUAGAUACUGGCGCGGAACUUGGCACGAUGACAUCGUUGAUGUACACAGAAAGUACGGUCCCGUCGUACGAAUUGCCCCAAAUGAGGUCUCUGUGGUUGGACAGACUGCGAUGAAACAACUUUAUGGCCACGGUUGCAACACGGUCAAAACGUCCUGGUACAGUGUGUGGGACCCACCGAUCGGGGCGCCGGCUUUCUUCUCUGUCAGAGACCGUAAGCUGCAUUCCUUCCUCCGGAAACGAGUCUCGGCCGCAUACACCAUGUCUUCGGUGCUACGAUACGAAGUCUUCAUUCAAGGCUGUCUAGAUCUUCUGAUAAAUCGACUACGCACUUAUGCUACCACGGGCCAGACGGUCGAUAUGUCGGCGAUGACCAAUGCUUUUGCGUUUGAUGUUGUUGGAGAGCUUGCUUAUGGCACGCAGCUCGGGCAUCUCGAGACGGGAACCGACGUGCUUGAUUUACGCAAGAACAUCUUCAAUCUCUUCUUCCUGAGCUCAUGCAUGGGUCACUAUUUGGGUCAGAUGAAGCUGUUCACAAAUCCGGUCACACAGGCAAUGUUCAAGUUUUGUGGAAUUAGGAACCGCGUCGCCGAGUUUCAGGAUUGGAGCAAGGACAAGGUCGAGCCGCGGUUCGCAGCGGCGAGACAGGAGAAGUCCGUUACUGAAGGCAGGUCUGACAUGUUAGCUCACUUCCUCAAGAUGCGAGAUCAAGAUGGGAAUCCUGCGAGAUUCGAGGAGGUGCUUUCGGAAGCUCUUAACUUGGUUGGCGCCGGUGCCGACACAACGUCUAUCGCAAUCCGUGCCUGUCUGGAAGCUAUCGCUUCGCGUCCGGACGUGUGCAAACGGUUGCAAGCAGAAAUUGACGACUACUACACCGCGAGUCAGCUGACAGAGCCCAUCACGUACCUGCAGUGCCAGAAUUUGCCUUAUCUUCUUGCAGUCACCAAGGAAGCAAUGCGGUUGUGGCCAUCAAUUGUGUUCCAACUUCUGCGUCACGCGCCAGAUUCUGGAAUGACGAUAGGCGACAUCUCCAUUCCUGCAGGCACGCCGGUUGGCAUGAGCCUUAUUGCACACAAUCGCGACCGUGGUACAUGGGGAGAAGAUGCCGAUGAGUUCCGGCCCGAGAGAUGGCUGGAGAGCGACGAGAGGGCGCGGUAUCUAGAGUCAAUCAAUAUGACGUUCGGUGGAUCCGGACCCCGCAUGUGCGUUGGACGAAACAUUGCUUUGGUCGAAGUUCAGAAAUCGAUUGCCCAGAUUUUCAGAACUUUCGACGUUGAACUCGUCAACAAGGAUAAGCCAUGGACUAUCACUUCAUAUUGGUUCGCCUACCAGCACGAUUUGAUGAUGCGACUUAGCCUGCGCGAGAAGGCGUCACAAUAG
Messenger RNA from Cyphellophora attinorum, 1560 nucleotides. RefSeq names its product Pisatin demethylase. The record is from RefSeq and is a predicted model, not a curated record. The transcript is spliced from 4 exons. Lineage: Eukaryota; Fungi; Ascomycota; Eurotiomycetes; Chaetothyriales; Cyphellophoraceae. Gene Ontology annotation, molecular function: monooxygenase activity; oxidoreductase activity, acting on paired donors, with incorporation or reduction of molecular oxygen; iron ion binding. The coding region runs from base 1 to 1560 and encodes 519 amino acids.